AUGAAGAGAUUGGUUCCAAGCGGCCCAAACAAUGAAACGUCUCCACCUUCUCCACCACAUUUCAUAGCGGAUUCUGGAAUGAAAAGAUUGGUUCCAACCGGCCCAAACAAUGAAACGUCUCCACCUUCUCCACCACAUUUCAUAGCAGAUCCUGGAAUGAAGAGAUUGGUUCCAACCGGCCCAAACAAUGAAACGUCUCCACCUUCUCCACCACAUUUCAUAGCGGAUUCUGGAAUGAAGAGAUUGGUUCCAACCGGCCCAAACAAUGAAACGUCUCCACCUUCUCCACCACAUUUCAUAGCGGAUUCUGGAAUGAAGAGAUUGGUUCCAACCGGCCCAAACAAUGAAACAUCUCCACCUUCUCCACCACAUUUCAUAGCGGAUUCUGGAAUGAAGAGAUUGGUUCCAACCGGCCCAAACAAUGAAACGUCUCCACCUUCUCCACCACAUUUCAUAGCGGAUUCUGGAAUGAAAAGAUUGGUUCCAAGCGGCCCAAACAAUGAAACGUCUCCACCUUCUCCACCACAUUUCAUAGCAGAUUUUGGAAUGAAGAGAUUGGUUCCAAGCGGCCCAAAUAAUGAAACGUCUCCACCUUCUCCACCACAUUCCAUAGUAGAUAUUGAAGUGAAGCAAUGGGUUACAAGCGGUCCAAGUAAUGAAAGGUCUCCACCUUCUAUAUAA
This is a messenger RNA of Raphanus sativus (radish), 681 nucleotides long. RefSeq names its product protein TRACHEARY ELEMENT DIFFERENTIATION-RELATED 7A-like. Lineage: Eukaryota; Viridiplantae; Streptophyta; Magnoliopsida; Brassicales; Brassicaceae. The coding region runs from base 1 to 681 and encodes 226 amino acids. The transcript has a single exon. The record is from RefSeq and is a predicted model, not a curated record.